Messenger RNA from Impatiens glandulifera, 886 nucleotides. RefSeq names its product protein MIS12 homolog. Lineage: Eukaryota; Viridiplantae; Streptophyta; Magnoliopsida; Ericales; Balsaminaceae. The transcript has 7 exons. Gene Ontology annotation, cellular component: chromosome, centromeric region; nucleus. Gene Ontology annotation, biological process: mitotic cell cycle; protein localization to kinetochore; mitotic sister chromatid segregation. The record is from RefSeq and is a predicted model, not a curated record. Bases 109 to 828 code for a protein of 239 amino acids.
AUUUUGGCGGGAAAAUAAUUUCGAAUUUCCUGAAUUGCAAGACGAAGAUCCAUCCAUUCUCCUCACUCUUCUCCUCUCAUUCUCUCUCUACAGAUCGGCGGAUUGAACAUGGAAGACAGUGAAAGCGAAGCAAUCUUCGAUUCGCUUAACCUAAAUCCCCAACUUUUCUUCAACGAGGUUUUGAACACCAUCGAUGAAUUGUUUGACGGUGCUUUCGACUUCUUUCAUCAACAGGCUUCGGAUAUGUUGCAGGUCGAGAGCACCGAUAGGGCUGAAGAUCUGAGAAAAGGCGUUUUAAGUGUUCGACGCCUCAUUCAGUCGCCCUUGGAUAAGCGUUUAGACCUCUGGAAGUUGUACAGUUUGAAGCACUGUUUUGCUGUUCCUGAAGGAUUUUCAUUGCCAGAAGCAAAUGAUGAAUCAGCUCGUAUAGCUGAUCUAGAUUCCUAUAUCUCAAAUGACGGUGAACAAGAUGCUAAGUUGGAUUCUUUAAGACAUAGGCUUGUUGAGGCUGGAAAAGAAAGUGAUUCCUUGAAUAGAGAGCUUCAAGAACUAGAAAGACAGUCUUCUUCAAUAAAGCAUUGUGCUGAACCUGUCAAAGAAGCAUUACAAUUGUCCGAGGAAUCAAGAGUCAUGUUCCAAGAGUUGACUAAAGUUGCUGCCGAACUUCGUGAGAGAAUGCAACAAAUGAAGCGAAAAAGGCCAGAAGAGCAUACUGGAGAUCAUGAACAAAUGUCGGAUUAUUUUUCCAGAUUCAAUCGUGAGCUUUCGAAUGUAACAGUGGAACAGCUUGAAGACUAUGUAGCUCAUGUGCAAAAGAAUAAUAUGUAGUAAGCUUUUGAACCUGUCAUUAUUUCUGAAUUGUAAAUUUUAACUCUUUGUGGCUUGU